GAAACCUUUCUCCAAGUGGGAGAUUCAUCUCAAGAUUCAUCUCAAGUGUUGCAAAUAAUGGAAAUUGAGCUAAGCCUCUUGUAUGAGGUUCUUCACACCAAGUUGCCUGUGGUUGGUUGCAUGAUGGGAUACAUUUUCAGGUUCAUUACUAUGUGUUGCAUCUUGGUAGCGUUGUUGUCUUUCUCAUUAUUUAAGAAGUAUUAUCUACUGAAGCAGUUAGACAUGUGGCUAACCUAUGGUUUGCUAAUCUGGGCCUUUGUGUUGGAUAUCAUAUCUAUUGUAUUACUCCUCUCCUCCGACUGGAUUUUGGCUGCUCACAUCCAGAAUACGAAGUCGAGAUUCUUCAAGAAGCGCAGGUGGUCUAGAGCAGUUUCCCAGUUGAAUUUUAUUACUUACUAUGUUAGUGAUUAUCCAAGUUUAUUGAAAGAAGUUGCUGAUUUUCUUCGCAUAAGGGGUUUGUUGGAAGACAUAAAAGGAAUCCGAUGUCUAUCUUCCAAAGAUUUCAAAGAAGACGACCCAGAAUGGCGGUUCAUUUUUGAGGAAGUGAAAGAAUUAAAUGAGUUUUUGAAUAGUAAAAUGACAGCCCCGUCUCAGACUGUGCUAGACACCAAGCAAGUUUGGUUAUAUGGUCGUGAACGAGUUCUUCAAGGUUUUACCAUUUCUAAUGAGCUCAUUAAUAUUGUGGAGGAGUUAGAUUACACGAAAAGUGUACUAACAUGGCAUAUAGCCACUGAAUUAUGCUUCGAAGGAGUAGACCAAACGUUUACAUCAGGGAAUGGGAGUAUAAGUCACAGAAAAUUUUGCAAGCUGCUCUCAGAUUAUAUGUUUUACCUACUAGUAAUGCAGCCAGCUAGUAUGGCAGCUGUUUCUGUGAGUUGGAAAAAGGUGUUCGAAGAAACAUUGGCAGAGACCGCGUUAUAUGUAAGAAGGAGUUCAAUCUCAAAUGAUGAGGAUGCUCACGAAAAAAUUCGUCAACUGAUCCCAAAUUUCAGAAAUCCAGAAAGGGAUAUAAGUAGAUCGGUGUUAUUUGCUGCAUCUGAGCUUGCCAAACAACUAACGUCUAACAGUACUCCUUGGGAGCAAAUGAGCAAAGUUUGGGUACAUUUAAUGUGUUUUGCUGCUAUGAACUGCAGGCCACACGUCCAUGCACAGCAACCUAGUAAGGGCGGUGAACUUCUCACAUUCGUUUGGUUGCUCAUGAAUCAUCUGGGACUUGGGACUCACUUUUCAAGCCGUUACUGAUGCUACAUAGUGAAUUUGAUGAAAACUGCUUUCAGCGUAGUUUUAUCUUUCUUUGUAUAACUAGCUACUUGUUGCUGAUGAUGGACUUAUGUAAUCAGUUGUUUUAGUUUCUACAAAUGAUAUCACAUCUUUGCCCCAUGAGUCUAGCUUCGAGCUACUAAUUUUCACUUGUAAUUAAAAUUUCAGUGCUGGA
Rubroshorea leprosula is the source of this 1435-nucleotide messenger RNA. Lineage: Eukaryota; Viridiplantae; Streptophyta; Magnoliopsida; Malvales; Dipterocarpaceae. The record is from the annotation of a GenBank genome assembly.